Molecule: messenger RNA, 1906 nt
Organism: Mercenaria mercenaria
Lineage: Eukaryota; Metazoa; Mollusca; Bivalvia; Venerida; Veneridae
Exons: 1
Coding region: 99-1838 (579 amino acids)
Molecular function (GO): protein binding; zinc ion binding
Source: RefSeq, a predicted model, not a curated record
UUUAGAUAAACACGUUAUCUAGGGUUAAACAAAAUUUAGAGCUCAAAUGUGUAUAUGAGGUUGGAUAUUCUAAAGUUGAAGAAGGUAUCUGUUCUAAAAUGGAGGUGUCUGGUCGAAGGACAUCAAACGGCAGAAACUUGAGUUUAUCAAGAGGUUCAGCAGAUGACUUUGAGUUUUCAUGUCAACCAUGCGCAGGUGAAGGACACCAUGUUGAAGCAGCGGGAUUCUGUCAAAAUUGUCAGGAAUAUUUAUGCAUUACCUGUUACAAAUAUCAUUGUAAACCAACCCCGAGUAGACAUCAUGUUCUUCUGGAUAAACAUAACAUGCCGAAAGCUAGGACACCAGCGUCAGCUAAAUAUGGAUGUACUUUGACCUGUACGAAACAUGCCUCGGAAAUUGUAAAGUUUUUCUGCAAGCAGCAUGAUGCAGUUGGAUGCGGAGACUGUAUGAUUCUGGAUCAUAAAUCGUGUAAGAUCGAUUACAUUCCCGAUAUUUCUAAGGAUUUUAUAGAUGGCGAGGAAUAUGAACAACUCGUUACAAGGGCUAAGCAGCUUGAGAAAAAUGCUAAAUCACUGAAGAAAGAGAUUGAAGAAGAUGGUAAAGAAGUUUAUAGACUGUGUGCUAAAGCUGUAGGGGAUAUUCGAGCGUUUCGGAAACAAGUAGAUAAGUAUUUGGAAGAUAUGGAACAAAAACUACUGGAUCAAUGCGAAUCACAGAAAACGAAAGCUGACAAAUUAUUAAAGGCUGUUGAAAAUCAGUUACAACCGAUGAAACGCGAACUCGAAGACAUCCAUUCACAGCUUACUUCACAAGCGAAGCAUUCCGGGGAUUUAUUUGUGCAAGCGAAACAAAUAAGUUUUCGCCUGAAGAAGAUAGGAGAGGAACUGAAAUUUCUGUACGAAAUAAAUGAGCCCAGUAUGUAUACGUUUGAGAAAAGCAAUCAAAUCCUAGAAUAUUUUCAAACGAAAAAAGGUUCUCUCGGUGAUCUUCGACCAAAACAAAUAAGAAAUCGCCAGGUCAUGUCUCCAAGACGUCUCCAAGAUUUAACACCAACUGUUACUGGAGAAGUCAGCGCAAAAUCUUCUACUGAUGGAGAAUGUUGGAUCACAGGAAUGGUAGCUGUAGCUCCUGAUACACUUGUGUGCACUGAUUAUAACAAUUACUCGGUGAAACUGAUUGAUAUCAAAUCUGAUAAAAUUACUUCUGAGCUCAAACUUACAGAUAAACAUUGGGAUAUAACAUACGUUUCAGACGAUCAGCUAGCAGUUACUGUGACCGAUGGGAGAAAGAUAUGUCUCUUGUCCUUUAGAAGUGGUCUGUCAAAGAUUCGCGACCUUGCUGUAAAUGGAAAUUGUUAUGGGAUAGCUUUCAGCAAUGACAGGCUUGUUGUAUCUUAUAUCAGUCCUCCAAAAGUAGAGAUUCUGAGUCUGGAUGGGAAAGUUAUACAGAGGAUUGAUACUGACAGCAACGGGAAGGCUUUAUUUAGAAAUCCGUGUUACGUAGCUGUAGAUCGAGACGGGAACUGUAUUUAUGUUUCUGAUUACCUUACUAAUUCAGUGACUAAAGUCACUACAUCAGGAAAGGUACUUGAUAUAUACAAAGAUACAAACCUCUCAGACCCGCAAGGAAUUGCCGUUUACAGCGACGGGUCAGUGCUAGUUUGCAACCGUGGAAAAGACAAUUUACAUCUGCUGUCAUCAGAAAACAAGAAAAUAAAAACUGUACUGAACAAGAUAGAGCGUCCACAGGCCUUGUGUUUUAAUAGAGAAUCAGACUCACUUUUUCUGAGUACUUACAGAUCAAAAUGUAACACAAUUCUCAAGUACAAGCUUACUUAAUCAGCUUGCAUAGAAUGAUAAGUAUGAGCUGGAGUUGAAGAUAAAUCUUGAAAAGUUUUAAAUAUUUG